UCUAUUCGUCUUCUCAAAUCAUCCCUAACGCUGCUAAAAAGAAAGAAGAAAUCACUGGUUCUACACAGUUUUUUGAAGAAUGUCUUCUUCAGUUCACCUUCACCGGAUCAAUCCGAGCAAGAAUCCCGGCGGAGGUGGCGCCUCCGCGGCAACGAUGAUGAACUGUCACAGAAGCGCCGCGGCGGUGGAGGUGGUGCGGCAGAGGAUGAGCAUUCCGCGGAGGGACGGGGCGCCGGUGCCGGUACCCGACGCGGUGGCUCGGUACCAUGCGCACGACGUCGGAUCAGAACAGUGCUGCUCCGCCGUGAUCCAGAUCAUCGACGCUCCGGUUUCGACGGUGUGGUCCGUGGUGCGACGGUUCGACAAUCCUCAGGCGUACAAGCACUUUCUCAAAAGCUGCCACGUCAUCUACGGUGACGGUACCGUCGGCACUCUCCGGCAGGUCCAAGUCGUCUCCGGUCUUCCCGCCGCCUCGAGCACAGAGCGCCUGGAGAUUCUUGACGACGAGAGACAUGUGAUGAGCUUUUGCGUCGUAGGUGGAGACCACCGCCUGCGAAACUACCAAUCCGUUACCACACUGCAUACGAUUUCAUCAUCAUCAUCAAAUUCAAACAACGAAUCGAAAUCGUUGACGGUUGUGGUGGAAUCUUAUGCAGUUGAUGUACCGCAAGGCAAUACCAGAGAAGAAACGUGCAAUUUCGUUGAUACGAUCGUACGGUGCAAUCUCCAAUCUCUCGCACACAUCGCUGAGAACAUGGCCAAAACUUCCUAAAAUUUGGAUCCAUUUCUUCUUCUACUUGUUUUUGUGAUACAGGUGUGCAAGUGGAUUUUAAUCGCACUGUGGAUCAUUAUUAACACACAUACAUUCACGAUUGCAGCCUCUUUUUCCCCCUCUGAAACCGAUCUCUGCAGAUUCAUUCACCCCCUGAUUUACCUUUUCCUUUUGUCCGUACGAAUUGUUGUAUCUAUAAAUUUGUUCUUCCUUUAUGCGUCCAGUUAUAUGGAUCUUUCUUCUGAAA
Molecule: messenger RNA, 1019 nt
Organism: Cucurbita maxima (winter squash)
Lineage: Eukaryota; Viridiplantae; Streptophyta; Magnoliopsida; Cucurbitales; Cucurbitaceae
Product: abscisic acid receptor PYL4-like
Exons: 1
Coding region: 80-772 (230 amino acids)
Biological process (GO): abscisic acid-activated signaling pathway
Cellular component (GO): nucleus; cytoplasm
Molecular function (GO): abscisic acid binding; protein phosphatase inhibitor activity; signaling receptor activity
Source: RefSeq, a predicted model, not a curated record